Calliphora vicina (urban bluebottle blowfly) is the source of this 2053-nucleotide messenger RNA. RefSeq names its product vacuolar protein sorting-associated protein 33A (gene car). Gene Ontology annotation, biological process: vesicle-mediated transport; intracellular protein transport. NCBI's taxonomy places the organism in Eukaryota, Metazoa, Arthropoda, Insecta, Diptera, Calliphoridae. The record is from RefSeq and is a predicted model, not a curated record. Bases 70 to 1869 code for a protein of 599 amino acids. The transcript has 3 exons. Gene Ontology annotation, cellular component: CORVET complex; lysosome.
ACAAUUUUGUUUUAAAUCAUUCGAAAAGUGCAUUUUUACAAUUUCACAGUAAAAACCGAAUUUUAAUUAAUGUUUUCAUAUCUACAGGGACAACGGGUCAACCUGCAGUUACUGCAGGAGUCCGCAUGUCGUGAACUGGUGCAUUUACUUGAAAAAAUUGAAGGAAAUAAAUCGAUCGUACUCGAUGAUGCGUUAUUGGGAACAAUUGGUCUGAUAGCGGCACCAAGUCUUUUUUCCGACAGGGGUAUUAAACUGCUGAAAUUGGGUAAUGAUACGAGAUUACCCAAAGAUGUCACAAAUAUUAUUUAUAUAGUCAGACCAUUGGUUGCGAUAAUGGAUGAGGUGGCAGCACAGGUAUUGAAAAACACUGAAAAAGGGCGUACAUUUCACAUAUUCUUUGUGCCCAGACGUUCAUGUCUGUGCUUAAAGCAUUUAGAACAUAAAGGCGUUUAUGGAAGUUUUGGUUUGUUUGAGGAGUUAACAUGGAAUUUUUAUCCGGUCGAAAACGAUGUUGUUUCGAUGGAAUGGCCCAACGCAUUUCGCGAUGUUGCAAUUGAUGGCGAUCCAACUGCUUUGUAUCAGGCAGCAGUUGGAUUAGUGCAGUUGCAGCGUAUCUACGGUAGAAUACCAAAGAUCUAUGGUAAGGGCAGUAUGUCGCAGGGAGUUUGGGAAAGAGCCAAGCAACUGGGAGCAGAGGAGAAACUAUUAUCGAAUGGUGAAAAGGGAACGAUAGAUCAAAUCAUACUAUUGGAUCGUACAAUUGACCUUCUAAGUGCAUUUGCCACCCAAUUGACUUACGAAGGUCUAGUUGAUGAAUUCUUUGGUAUACGUCAAAAUCAAUUGACCAUGUCUGCCGAACUUUUUGCAACACGCUCCGAUAAUGAUUCAUCUCCAGCUCAUUUGAGUGCGGAAAAGAAAACGUUUAUACUGAAUUCGGGUGAUAAACUGUACGCAGAAUUGCGUAAUAAAAAUUUUAAUGAAGUUGGUAAGGUUUUGGCACGCAAUGCCAAGGAGAUAAGUGCUCAGACAGAUGCGAGUUCUCAAGAAAAAUCCGUACAAGAUAUGAAACGUUUAGUGGAUAAAUUACCAGCUUUGUUGGCACAAAAGCAAUCUGUAUCCAAUCAUACCACAAUUGGGGAAUUGAUACGUAAACAAUUGGAUUCGUAUAAAUUCACCGACGAUUUGGCUGCUGAACAGGAGUUUAUGAUGUGCGAAGAUAUCGAUAAACCCAGUUCUUAUAUAGAGGAUUUGAUUGGUAAAAAAUCGGAUUUGAAUAAUAUUUUUCGUUUGAUGGCCAUACAAUGUGCUGCAGCAUCGGGAUUUAAGGAGAAGGUUUUAAAUUAUUACAAACGAGAAUUGGCUCAUGUUUAUGGCAUUGAAAUUCUGUUGAAAAUAAGCAAUCUGGAAAAAGCUGGAGUUUUAUAUACUCAAUCAGAAUCGAGAGCGUAUGCUGUAUUAAGAAAGACUUUGAAUUUAACAGUUGAUGAUGCCGUCGAAGUAAACCCCAAAGAUAUAAGCUAUGUUCAUAGUUUCUAUGCCCCUCUCACUGCACGCAUUGUUGAACAAUCUCUAAAGCCUUUGGGAUGGCAAUCACUGAAAAGCCAAAUUAACAAUUUACCAGGACCAACAUUUGAAGAUUUUCAAGCUCAGCUUGUUGGCAUUGGCGGCCGUCAUUCAUCCACACCUAGUGAAGGAUCCAUGCUUAACGUUCCACGCGUAGUUCUAGUAUUUAUUGUUGGUGGUUGUACAUUUGCCGAAAUCGCUGCUUUACGUUUCCUGGCCCAGGAAGAGGACAACAAUGUUGAGAUUCUUAUAGCCACUACUAAAAUAAUAAAUAAGCAUACAUUCUUGGAAAAUUUAAUACAAUGAACGUACAUACAUACAUGCAAAACGACUAAACAUUCAAAUAUUCUUUUUAUAUUAAUUAUAAAACAAAUUAAUCUAUAUUAUCAUUAUUUUAAAUAAUUUAUGUACUUGUCUAUAUAAACAUCUACUACUACAGUAUAAUAUAACGACAAAAAAUAAACUUAUUUAUACGUAUUUAUAAAAUAAA